Messenger RNA from Paramecium octaurelia, 1782 nucleotides. The record is from the annotation of a GenBank genome assembly. NCBI's taxonomy places the organism in Eukaryota, Ciliophora, Oligohymenophorea, Peniculida, Parameciidae.
AUGCUAACAUGUUCUAAAAAUCUGAAAUUAAAAUUAUAUACAGUUCCUGAUGAUCAAUUUCCUAAAAAGAGACACACUGCUUCACGAUCCUUGAAGCUCAGUUCAAGGAAAAAAAGUAUCAUCAUCUAAUAUUUAAAGAAUUACAAGAUGACUAUGAUAUAUUUUAGUACCUUAAAAACGAAAAUACAUCAGACAAUUAUAUGACAUCAUUAACUGAUAGAAAGGAAACUAGCUAACUUCUUAAUAACAAUUCUUCAGAAGUAAGGGUCAGUAACUUGUUUGAAAAAGAUAAAGGGUUCUUGAAAAAGUUCAAUGAUGUACAAUCGAAAAGAAAAUAAGAAUAACUUUUAAAAGCUGAUUAUUUAUUAAAGAAAGAUUUAGCAGACUUGAAUAAAAUUGCUUAAAACAGUGUUUAAUCAUUCUCGAGUCAUUUUUCUCUUUACAAUCAUUUCCACUUCGAGCAUUUAUUAGAGCCGUAAACAGCAAGACCUGAUUUGCAAUUACCACCAAAACAGACUUUUACAAUUUUAAGUAAUCCAAAUAAAAAGGAUAGAACGUAUAAGGUUCCUUUGCAUUAACCUUUUAUUUCAUAAGAUAAGAUAAUAAAUGAGCAAUCUCUAGAAAAAGUAAGAUUCUUGAAUUAGAAAAUGAAUAGAAUGAGCUUGAAUGUAUAAUAGUUCUAUAAAUGAAGUUAAUAACAAAGCUAGAUCCUUUGAGUGAAUAGUAUUUUCAAUUGAUCUAAGAUGGAAAUGUGGAUGAGCUUAAAAAAUUGAUAAAGAAAUAUCCGCAUUUAUUAUCAUAGAGAACUCGAGUAAUCAUUAUGAUUUAUAAGACAGUUGCAAGAGACAGGCCUUCAUGUGGCUGUAAAGAGAAACAAGAACCAAGUUGUUGAAUUGCUAUUAAAUAAUUAAAUUGAUGAAUUCGCAAGAAAUAUUGUAAGUGUAUUUAUAUAUACAUUUAGUGGGGAUAAACAUCAAGAUAAUUGGCAUUCAAAUUAUAAUAUCGUAACAUUUUAAAAGUAUUAUAUAAUGGAUUAUAAAGAUGCUUACAUAUGAUUAGAAUUAGUGAUUAUAGAUUAAAAUUUUUAUACAAUUAAAUAAUCAGAUUAUAAUGGUAAGGAUUUCAAUUCCACAUUUUCUAGGCAUCUCUUCUGAAGAUCUUUCAAGGGGAACCGUUAAUUGAAAUGACUUUGGAUGGUAUAGAGACACGCGAACAUGCAAUAUUUUAGGAUAAUUAAUAAGGAACUUUAAAGUUACCAGUCUAUAUUGUAAUUGAUAUUGUUUGAUUUUAUGUAAUAGGGUGAUGAUGACAUCUCAGGAGUUGUUAUAGUAAGGAUGAACAAUUAAAAAUAAAUAAAGCAUUUUGGAAUCCAAGUUGAAUUGAUUGGACAUGUUGGUAAAACUUAUGAAUUUACAAAUAAAAGACAUUCUCAAUGACUAAAAACAAAGUUCAGAUUUCAUGUCGAUAUCAAGAGAAUUAGAACCUUAAGGUUUAUUGUUUGAAGACAAAGAAUAUAAAUUUUAAUUUUAAAACUUUGAGAAGCAAUAUGAAAGUUAUUAUGGCAAUAAAGUGAAAUUACGAUAUUACGUGAAAGUGUAUAUGACUAGAUGGUAUGACAAGGUGUAGAAGGAAGUAGACUUUGCUGUUUUGAUCUUAGAGCCAGAAGAGGAUUAACCGAAGGCUACAAAUAUGGAAGUAUUGAUUUACAAAAUGUUAAGAGGUUGGGAUUGAAGAUAUCUUACAUAUUAACUUUGAGUAUUCAAAGAAUCGAUUUCAUUAGAG